AUGAGGCAAUUGGGUUGGCCAAUAUUUUUGAAAGCAAGGUUUUCAAGGCCCAAGAUCUAUGGCUUAGCUCUCCAGUCAUAUGGCCCAAUGAAGUUAGGGUUACCGAAAUUAGGCGAAGAGAGAGCCCUUUAUGGAAUCGGCUCGAGGUUUCACCAACCCAUCCCUAAAUCCCGUAUCUUCUACUACGACCAAGUUGUGCCAAUAAAAGAACCAACAACAAUUCUAGGAGUGUACGAGCAUGGCAAGAAGCAAAAACUUCAAGAGUUUCGAAAUUUUCCUUCUCCUUGA
Molecule: messenger RNA, 288 nt
Organism: Dovyalis caffra
Lineage: Eukaryota; Viridiplantae; Streptophyta; Magnoliopsida; Malpighiales; Salicaceae
Source: the annotation of a GenBank genome assembly